CACGGCGCUAGUUACUACUUCCUCGUCGCGGUAUUUGUGUUUUAUUUUUCGGGCUUUACAGGCCCAUACUUUUGGGUUCUCGUAAUCUAUCGUAAUCAGGGUUUUAUAUUUCUGUUUUGAGUUUUCGUACAAAUAAUUAAUAAAUAUUUGAAUAAAGGAAGAGACUGCGAAUCUACAUAAUGCUUUGAUAUUAAAAUAUCCUCGACCCGCCCUACGGCGCAACAAUAGGUGAAGGUGUAAAAAAUAUAAGUCUUCUAAAGAAACGCACAUAUUAAUACAAAGGAAGGACAAAGAAAAAUGGGACUCCAGAAUUCAUUAAAACGAUCCAGGGUGGUCCACCUUAUGUUUGCCAUUACAUUUUUCACCUCCGGCUUAAUAAUAAAUUUCUUCCAAUUUCUUUUAUACUUUGGAUUGAAACCAUUCUCCAAACAUUUUUAUCGCAAGAUUAAUUAUUAUCUCUGCUACUCCUUUUACAGUCAAUUGGUAUUCUUGGCGGAAUGGUGGUCAGGCACUGACGUAAUAUUGUACAUAGAUAAAACGGAGUUUGACAAAUAUUUCGGUAACGAGCACGGAUAUGUAUUGAUGAAUCAUAGCUACGAAAUAGAUUGGCUGAUGGGAUGGAUGUUCUGCGACCGUAUACGAAUGUUAGGCAACUGUAAAGCGUACGCCAAGAAAUCCAUACAGUAUAUCCCUACAGUGGGCUGGGCAUGGAAAUUCGCUGAAAGCAUCUUCCUGGAGAGAAGCUGGGAUAAAGAUAGAGAAACCAUAGGAAAUCAGAUACGUGAAUUGGCCGACUAUCCUGAUACUAUGUGGCUGCUACUAUAUGCCGAGGGCACUCGUUUUACUCCUGAGAAACUCAAGGCCUGUCAGAAGUUUGCGCAAGAGAGAGGUCUCCCGGUAUUAAAACAUCAUCUGACUCCACGCACAAAAGGCUUCACCGCUAGUAUUCCACACAUGAGAGGCAAAAUAGGCGCUAUAUAUGAUGUGCAGUUGGCAUUUAAACUUAGCGAAGCUGUAAAACCAACAAUGACGAAUCUUCUUAUAGGAAAUAAAGUUGAGGCACAUAUGUAUAUGAACAGAAUCCCUCUCGACGAGGUUCCUGAAGGUGAAGAAGCUGCUGCGGAAUGGCUUCAUAGGAUCUAUCAAAAAAAGGAUCGUAUGGCAGAGAGUUUCAGUCAGACAGGCGAUUUCUUCGCUACCAGCGGUAUACCUAGGACGGACAUAUUUAAACUAGAGAGAAGAUAUUAUUCUCUUAUCAAUACUGUGUUCUGGGCGGUAAUCGUACUCGUUCCCAUGCUCUAUUAUUUAGUGAAACUCUUAUUAUCAGGAUCGACCAUCUACUUCUUCGUAGGAGUUGGAAUAAUAGGUUUAUUUUUCCUGUUAAUGCACAAAACCAUUGGGAUGUCUGAAAUUAGCAAGAGCUCGUCGUCAUACGGAGCGGCGGACGCCAAGAAGGUCAAGUGAAUUUUUUAUUUAAAUCGCCUCGGAGCGGUGGGACUAAUAACGUCAUACCAAUGUUAAAAAUUAUUCUGUGCAAGGUGACAGUGAAUUUUCUCACGAUUCAUAAGACAAAGCGAUAUUUAUAACUUGACCUAUGUUUCCGCGUGUGACCACAUGGACUUCGGCUAUGUUCAGCAUAGACUAGGGAUAGACCUACUUGGUAUUAUUGCGUAAUGUAUAUGAGAAGUGUUUUUGCGUUAACACACAUAUAAAUAUUUUUUUUCUUCCCUUUUCGUAACUAUGGAGAUUGUUAUUGUUGAAUAAAUAACUGUUUAAUCCCAGU
Messenger RNA from Cephus cinctus (wheat stem sawfly), 1783 nucleotides. RefSeq names its product 1-acyl-sn-glycerol-3-phosphate acyltransferase gamma. The coding region runs from base 298 to 1464 and encodes 388 amino acids. Gene Ontology annotation, molecular function: 1-acylglycerol-3-phosphate O-acyltransferase activity. Lineage: Eukaryota; Metazoa; Arthropoda; Insecta; Hymenoptera; Cephidae. Gene Ontology annotation, cellular component: endomembrane system. The record is from RefSeq and is a predicted model, not a curated record. The transcript is spliced from 7 exons.